AAUAAAUAACAGCUGAUACCAGUUUAUUAUGAAUUAGUUAUAAAUUGUGACUUUGUUUUAAAAUGUGAUGGUUUCAUAAACUGUAUUACUAUUUAACAGCACAGUCAGGUUCUGUGCAUCCAUACAAAAGUUCAGACCGUUUCAGUUAGUAACACAAUUAGAUUAGCCUUUGGAAUUAUAUGACUCGAUUAUGUAAAAGAUUCAGGUUUCCAGAAGGCACUGCAUUUAAAUGGAUGCAUUAGGAAAUCCUAAUGUAAAUUGUUUACAAUAUUUUUUUUUUUUAUGAAUAUCUUGUAUCCCAUACUAGGUUCCAGAAUAGGCUAUACCUGGUAUGAAACGCAUUACAAAAUAAUUCCAUAUCCCCCCCAAUGAUCUCACACACACACAGUGUGAAUCUCCCCCUUCUUUAGUAUUACAAAGGAUUACACUGAAUCUUAACAGGAAUUACCUGAAUCAAAUUAGAGUGGCACAGCCCCCUAAUCCCAGCCGUCUGUCUGUCAGGAAGCAGAUAGGACCAGUUGACCGCAUUGCUUUUCUUGUUUUGCUAUCAACACAACAAGUCAGCUAAUUUGUUUAACAAGAAAUAAGCCUGUUAGAACCACAAAGCCCUAAUCUUGAGGAAUAUUUCUGGCUACUUUUUUUAAAUUGCCCAGAAGGGCAGGAUGGAGGAAAUCUUCCUUCUGAAAACCGAGGGGGUCAAAAAGAAGAUUCUUCAUGGAGGACAGGGAGAUAUCCCAAAAUUUCCAAAUGGGACGCGGGUGAAAUUCCACUUCCAGACCCUGAAAUGCGGUUUUGAGCGGACAGUGAUCGAUGACAGCCGCAAGGGCGGGGUCCCCAUGGAGAUCAUUGUGGGGAAGAUGUUUAAGAUGGAGAUCUGGGAGCCCCUCCUCACUUCCAUGAGAAUUGGAGAAGUGGCUGAGUUCUGGUGUGACAGCGUGCACACAGGGCUCUACCCAAUGGUCUCGAAGGGUAUUCGUAAGGUCGCGAUGGGGAUUGACCCCCUGGAAGGGCAGAAGCACAUGUGUGGGAUGGGGAACAUGUUUGACUAUCACUCCAUGGGUUAUGAGGACCUGGACGAGCUGAUGAAAGAGCCACAGGCACUGAUCUUCAUCAUGGAGCUGGUCCAGGUGGACGAUCCUUUCUCAUACAAGCGAGAUUCCUGGGCGAUGAGUAAGGAUGAGAAGCUGAAGGUGGUUCCCGUCCUGCACGGGGAGGGAAACAGUCUGGUGAAGCAGGGCUGCUACCGGGCAGCUUCAGAGCGAUACCAGGAGGCCGUCAUCUGUCUGAGGAACGUCCAGGCCAAGGAGAAUCCUGGGCACGAAGACUGGGUGAAGCUGGAAAAUCUAAUCACCCCCCUGGUUUUGAAUUACUGCCAGUGCAUGCUGGAGCUGGAGGAGUACUACGAGGUCCUGGAGCACACCAAUGAGCUGAUCAGCAAGCACAAAGACAAUGUGAAGGCCUAUUACAAGCGUGCGAAGGCUCACGCGGCGGUGUGGAAUGAGGUCGAGGCACGGCAGGACUUCCUCACUGCUGCCAACCUGGACCCAUCACUGGCCCCUGCUGUGCGCAAGGAGCUGAGAUUGCUGGAGGAGAGAAUGAGGACCAAGUACAGCGAGGAGAAGAAGACCUACUGGGGCAUCUUGGAGGAUAAAGGAGGGGAGACCAGAGAGAGAGAGAGCCAGAGGAACAUGGAGGACAGCAGUGCGGCCGAUUCAAAAAGGGACACCAAUGAGAAAACAGAGGCGGACGAAGAGCCGGCGCCGAGGACCUAUCAGACCGCAAGUAAAGAAGGGAAGGGCAAGGAGCAGAUGCUCAGGCUGGUUCCCUUUCUGAACAACGAGGGGAACUAUCUGCUGACAGAGCAACGUUACAGGGAGGCUUCAGAAAAGUACCAAGAGGCCAUCGUCUAUCUGAAGACCGUUCAGGCUAGGGAGAAGCAUGAUGAGGAGGACUCAGCGUCGCUGGAGAAUCUCCUCUGCCCCAUAGUGCUGAAUUACUGCCAGUGCAUGCUGAAGCUGAAAGAGUACAAUGAAGUCCUGGAACACACCACUGAGCUGAUCAGCAAGCACAAAGACAACGUGAAGGCCUAUUACAAGCGUGGAAAAGCUCACGCCGCAUUGUUCAAUGAUAAAGAGGCGCGGAAGGAUUUCCUGACAGUCUGUAAGCUGGACCCCAUGUUUGGCCCCACCGUGCGGAAAGAUCUGAAAAUCAUGGGGGAAGCGAUGAGAGCCAAGCUCAGCAACCAGAUGAAAAGCUACUGGGGUGGGGUCAAGGAGAGACACGAGCAAAGAGGAGAGACCAAGGGAGCAGAGAGACAGAGGGAUAUAGAAGGGGAGGGGGGCGUCAAAGAGAAAGGAAAAAAUUUGAAAGAGGAGAAUGGUGUGAAUAGAGGGAUAGGUACAAAGAAGACUGGUGAGAGUACAUCAGUAGAGAACAAUGGUAACAGAGCUGCAGAAACUGUGAGGAGCCAUGACAACACAGGAGCAGUAACAGAAGAGAACAAUGAGACUACAACAGUCACAAGUAAAGAUGCAACCAAUAAAAAUGUAGAGGCAGGUAUAGUUGAGACGAAUGAGAUCACAGGGACAGGUAUAGCUGAAUCUAAAGAGACCAAUGACAAUACAAGUAAAGAGUGGACCAAUGAGAUUACAAGGGCAGACAUGGAGGUUGCUGAUACAAACACAUAUACAGGUAUAAAGAAAGAAAAGGAAGCCAGUGAGAAUAAUGCAGCAGUCACAGGUAAGGAGUGGACCAGUGAGAAUGCCAGGGCAGGUAUAGAUGAGUCCGAAGAUACAGGUGAGUUUACAGAUGAGAACAUAGCAGCAGCAACAGAGCAGUCAAAUGGAACCAAUCAGAAUAAAGAAGCAGGUAAAUCAGUGACCAAUGAGAAUAUCGGACAGGGCAUUUCUGCAGAACAUAUUGACGUUGCUAUUAAGGGAGCCAAAUAGAAUGCUAGCCAAUCAGAGUACAGUGCAGGUGUAAGGCCCACAUCAAUUGAUUUAAUGUAAAGGUGUUCUGUACCAGUGUUGAUGACGUGCAGUGCUGUACGUUGCUGAUAAACUGCAAACAGAACCGAAACUUGCCAAUAAAAAAAGACACACAAGCAGGUAAUUAU
This is a messenger RNA of Acipenser ruthenus (sterlet), 3115 nucleotides long. RefSeq names its product RNA polymerase II-associated protein 3. The coding region runs from base 663 to 2948 and encodes 761 amino acids. Lineage: Eukaryota; Metazoa; Chordata; Actinopteri; Acipenseriformes; Acipenseridae. The transcript has 8 exons. Gene Ontology annotation, molecular function: protein binding; peptidyl-prolyl cis-trans isomerase activity. The record is from RefSeq and is a predicted model, not a curated record.